Molecule: messenger RNA, 1290 nt
Organism: Thyridium curvatum
Lineage: Eukaryota; Fungi; Ascomycota; Sordariomycetes; Thyridiales; Thyridiaceae
Exons: 3
Coding region: 1-1290 (429 amino acids)
Cellular component (GO): endomembrane system
Molecular function (GO): acyltransferase activity
Source: RefSeq, a predicted model, not a curated record
AUGGCUUCCGGAGACCUGCGGCAACGGACGAAGCCGGCGCCCACCGACAACGGCGAUCCGCCUGCUGCAAACCUCAAUGCCGGCACCACGACGCUCACGGAUCCCAAAGUAGCCCAUCCCUCCGGAAAGAGGAAACAUGGCCGCUUGAUCCGGUGGUUCAGAGGGUUUUCCUUCGCCGUUUACUUCCUGUCAUCAUGCAUCGCCAUCAACCUGACCCAGAUAGUCGGCGCGCCGCUCUACUGGCUCAACCGCGACCUCUACUACGCCUACAUGGCCCUGACCAAGCAGUCCUUCGGCCUCCUGAUCACGAGCAUGACGUACUGGUGGGGCCCCACGACGAUACGCAUCAGCGGCGACGAUUCGGUCGCCGGGCAGAUCAAGCGCACCGCCGACGGCCGCGUCGAGUUCGCCUUCCCCGAGCGCCUCGUCCUCAUCGCCAACCACCAGAUCUACACCGACUGGCUGUACCUGUGGUGGGUCGGCUACGCCAACAGCCCCCAGAUGCACGGCUACCUCUACAUCAUCCUCAAGGAGUCCCUCAAGUACAUCCCCGUCAUCGGCACCGGCAUGAUGUUCUACGGGUUCAUCUUCAUGUCCCGCAAGAUGGCCGUCGACCAGCCCCGCAUGGCCCACCGCCUCGGCAAGCUCAAGACGCGCCACACCGCCCCCGACGGCCGGUCCUACCUCAACCCCAUGUGGCUGCUGCUCUUCCCCGAGGGCACCAACCUCUCCAACAACGGGCGCGCCAAGUCGGCCAGGUGGGCCGAGAAGUCGGGCCUGGUCGACAUGCAGCACCUGCUGCUCCCCCGGAGCACGGGCAUGUACUUCUGCCUGAGCGAGCUCAAGGACACGGUCGAGUACGUGUACGACUGCACCGUGGCGUACGAGGGUGUACCGCGCGGUGGCUACGGCGAGGAAUACUUUGGCCUCUCGAGCACCUACUUCGAGGGCCGCGCCCCCAAGUCGGUCAACUUCCACUGGCGCCGCUUCCGCAUCGCCGACAUCCCCCUGUCCGACGCCAAGGAGUUCGAGCUGUGGCUGCGCGAGCGCUGGUACGAGAAGGACGCCCUCAUGGAGGAGUACCUCGCCACCGGCCGCUUCCCCGCCAGCCCCGAGGCCAUCGUCGACUCCAAGGGCCUGCAGGGCAGGACGGGCGCCUACGUCGAGACCGAGGUCCGCACGCGCUACCCCUUUGAGUUUGUGCAGAUCUUUGUCGUCCUCGGCGUGUUCGGCCUGGUCUGGAAUGUCCUGGGCAAGAUGUGGGCCAACACGGUGGGCGUCUUCCGGUGA